Messenger RNA from Xenopus laevis (African clawed frog), 2530 nucleotides. It is a transcript of the gene nectin1l1.L, whose product is annotated as nectin cell adhesion molecule 1 like 1 L homeolog. Gene Ontology annotation, cellular component: plasma membrane; adherens junction. The transcript is spliced from 9 exons. Bases 70 to 1467 code for a protein of 465 amino acids. The record is from RefSeq and is a predicted model, not a curated record. Gene Ontology annotation, biological process: heterophilic cell-cell adhesion; homophilic cell-cell adhesion. NCBI's taxonomy places the organism in Eukaryota, Metazoa, Chordata, Amphibia, Anura, Pipidae.
CUGCUGGAAUUGGGUAUAAUUGGCCCCGCCUACAAUUGCCCCGCCCCCGUGUGAAUCUUUAGCUGGAAUAUGUCGGUACCUCGAGACGACUGGGGACCCCCGUUACUGACUCCGCUGCUCCUGCUGAUGUCGGUGACGUCAGUGUCCGCACAAGUCUUGGUGAUCGUUGACGGAAAGGUUAAUGCCAAGUUGGGGUCGGACAUUAAGUUGUUCUGCAAAGUGAAAACCCUGGAAUUGAUAUCCCAAGUCACUUGGCAGAGGAAGUUGUCGCCCAACAAUGAGAAUUUCCUAACUUACAGCAAAGGAGAGGAACCCCUGCACCUGACUCCGUUUGGGGAGAGAGUGAGAUUUCUGGGCAAUGGGGAUCUUGGAGGCUCCAUACUGAUACCCAAUGUAACCCUGACUGAUGAGGGCACCUACCUCUGUAUCUACACAACAUUUCCCAGUGGGACAAAUGAAGGGGAGAUUAAACUGUUCAUCCAGGUUCCUCCAAAAAUCUCUGUGGAACCUACAGAACCGGUAUUAUCCGGACCUACGUCUAUGCCCAUUGCUUUGUGCUGUGUAUGGGCUGCCAAGCCAGCAGUAAAUAUCACCUGGAUCUUCAGUGACACCCACUACUUUUCGGAAGAGGAAUCUACAAACCAUGAAAACGGCACCGUCUCUACUUGCAGUCAGUUGUUAACAGUCCCUCUCCGCAGUCAUAACGGCCGUAAUGUUACCUGUGUCGUCUCUCAGUCUAACGGGAAGUCCAUGGAGAACUGGAGUCGGACUCUGACCAUACAGAACAUUUACUAUGCUCCAGAAGUGAAGGCCAAAGUCAUAGAGAAGGAUGAUGGAACCAUCCAACUAUCCUGCAAAGCAAACUCCAACCCCCCAGCUACUGAGUACUUAUGGAGAAGGGAUGAGAAGGACCUGCCUGAUGAUGGAGUGGAGGAACUGGGGGCUGCGCGACUGCUCAGUGCCGAUACCUGGAAAGGAUAUUAUGUUUGUGUAGCUGGAAAUGAAAUUGCACAUUCCUCUGGAUAUAUCUAUGUGCAAACAGUCAUGGUAUCAACUACAUCUAGUAUCAACGUCAUCUCAUUGAUCCUCCUGAUUCUCAGCUUAGUGAUCAACAUUUGCUUCACUGUUAUAUUCUGCAGGAACACAAAGAAUCUCAGGGAAGAUUACAGGAGAGCCCACUCAUGGUUGUCAAGCAAUUAUACCCCAAGAUUGCAGAACAUACAGAGAUCAGGCUGUUGUGAAGGGGAUCAUGAAGAGACACCAACAGAGGACGGAGUCACUGGAUCAGUUCCAUUGCAGAGGGAUAUCCAAGAUAUUGACCUUCAGGCUGGGACCCCAUCUUCACCUGAAUUCAGUACGACGGGGAAAAUAAUUGCCCUUGAGAACAAUAAAGACGUUUUCCAACACUCGUCCAUGCAGAGGGCAUGUGACCUUGACUCCGGUGAAGAAGAAGAAGACACCAGUUAAUAGAUUAGAAAUCCCUAUGAUAAAACCUUUUGCACUUAUUUUGGUUAACCCGGCUCAGUCUCUUUUUAUAAAAUGCUGUUGUCAGUUUUUUGUUUCAAGUUUUUUGUUAUGCAAGGUAAAGGAUAAAUGGGAAAAACUUUUGCCGUCUACUUUAUAUGAGCAAUUUAAGAGAUCUUUAUUAGGGAUUUAUUGAAGAACCCCCCCUGCACCAGUACCGUGUCUCUCUUAGUUUUACAGGGACCUGAUACCUGCAAGAAACAUAGGACAUUUCAGACUAAGGCCUUUCACUUACUGAAGGAGGCAUCAGUAAAGUGUCUUCCUUUAAAAAAAUGCUAAAUAAUUACAAUUAAUAGCAAAAAUGCUUUUCCGUAAUUUUUUCCUUUAAAUCCCAAGACUUAUACUGGAUGUUUAUUCAUUCAUAAAUUUGGCACACCUCAAAUAUAUCCAAAUGCUGGAUGCUCACUGUCUGAGCCCCCAUAAAUAUAUAGAAAAAUUAGAAUGAACAGGGCACACCAGUCUAGAAAAAAAAAGCAAUUUUAUUACAUAAAGCAAGAAACGUGUUGAGUUUUUUCUUGCUUUAUGUAAUAAAAUCGUUUUUUUUUCUAGACUGGUGUGCCCUGUUCAUUCUAAUUUUUUUUAUACAUAUAACGGAUGUUGCUUUGAAGCUCCAUAUUUUUUUUUUUUGAUGCCAGUAAUAAGAACUAUAGAGAAUUAAACUGUGAUUUAGUUAUAAUAAGCUGUUCCUCGCUUGCAUUGUGUAUAAACACAGUGGGGUGCUAAUCCGGUUGCCCUGAGACUGUUGCUAUACUUAUUGAACCCUGUGCUGGAUAUUCCCAGAGCUUUACACUGGAACACUGAAACUAAUAGAAGAUUACUGGGACAAGUUUAAUUAAUUGUUUAUUUUGUUUUUUUAUACUGUGUGUGUGUGUGUGUGGUAUACAAGCAUUUUAAUUGUACCACAGGCAGCUAAUCUGAAAAGUUUGUUAUGUAAUUGUUUUUUUUUAUACUUUUAUACUGUAUGAACAUAAUACUGCAUUUUUUUUAAAUAAAUGUAUUUACAUUA